Rhizopus microsporus ATCC 52813 is the source of this 713-nucleotide messenger RNA. RefSeq names its product histone-fold-containing protein. Gene Ontology annotation, biological process: heterochromatin formation; leading strand elongation; DNA damage response. Gene Ontology annotation, molecular function: chromatin DNA binding; protein heterodimerization activity. The transcript has 4 exons. Lineage: Eukaryota; Fungi; Mucoromycota; Mucoromycetes; Mucorales; Rhizopodaceae. The coding region runs from base 9 to 521 and encodes 170 amino acids. Gene Ontology annotation, cellular component: epsilon DNA polymerase complex; CHRAC. The record is from RefSeq and is a predicted model, not a curated record.
UUUAAAUCAUGUCGAGCACCAUUGAAGAUAAUGAAUUACCUAAAGCUCACGUCUCAAGAAUAUUAAAGAAUGCUCUUCCUCCUGGAACCCUUUUGCAAAAAGAUGCAAGAUUAGCUGUCAAUAAGGCUGGAACCGUCUUCAUCAAUUAUUUGUCUGCAGUCUCAAAUGAUGUUGCAAAAGGUUCAAAUCAGAAAACAAUCACUGCCAACCAUGUGUUUCAAGCAUUAGAAAUUGUGGAAUUAGAUCAUUUGAUUGAGCCACUAAAAAAAUCAUUUGAAGCCUAUCAAAAAUUAGCCAUUGAGAAAAAGCAGAAAAAGAAGGAAAAGGAUGGCUCCAAGCCAAAGACAGAAGAAGAAGAAGAAGAGGAAGAAUUAGAGGACACUCAAAUGGAAGAGAAUACACCCUCAUCACCAAAAGGUCAGAAGCGUACAUUAGACGAUAGAUUGGAGGAUGAGGAUGAAGUUAUGGAGCAAAAGACUAAUGAAAAAGAACAAGAAGAAAUGAUCAAAGAGGAUCAGUAAAAUAAUUGGAAAUGAUAUUCCAUAUUACUUGUAAAUAAAUCCCACUUUUAAACAAGAAAAUCAAUACAAUUAAGUAAAUGACUAUCCUUUUGAAGAAGAGAAAAGAAUGAAAGGUUUAUAGCCUAUUUAGUAAGAUUUAAAGAAUAGUAAUGAACGUGGCGACAAUUAUUUAAACCAAGAGUUUACUUGAAU